AGGAAGUGCUCUCCACCACCCUCUGACCACUUCCUCAGUAGCCACCUCGCUCCGCGGAGCUGCAGCUGGAAAAGAACCAGCCCAAGGAGUGCUGGGAAGACCAAGUCAGAAAAACAGCGGCCCCGGCCCGGACACCUUGCAGCGGGCCAGCCCGCCGAACCGGCUGCCAGCUCGCCGAACCGGCUGCCAUGCAGCAGCCCUUGAAUUACCCGUACCCCCAAAUCUACUGGGUGGACAGCAGUGCCGGCUCUCCCUGGGCCCCUCCCGGUUCAGUCCUGCCGUGUCCGUCCUCUGUGCCAGGAAGGCCUGGGCCCAGGAGGCCACCGCCGCCACCGCCACCAACACUACCGCCGCCACCACCGCUGGCUCCGCUGCCGCUGCCGCCUGUGAAGACGCGGAGGGACCACAACACAGGCGUGUGCCUCCUUGUGAUGUUUUUCAUGGUUCUGGUGGCCCUGGUUGGACUGGGGCUGGGCAUGUUCCAGCUCUUCCACCUACAGAAGGAGCUGGCCGAACUCAGAGAGUCCACCAGCCAAAGUCAUAUAGCAUCAUCUUUGGAGAAGCAAAUAGGUCAACCCAACCCACCCUCUGAAAAAAGGGAGCUGAGAAAAGUGGCCCAUUUAACAGGCAAGUCCAACUCAAGAUCCAUCCCUCUGGAAUGGGAAGACACAUAUGGAAUUGCCCUUGUCUCUGGGGUGAAGUAUAAGAAGGGUGGCCUUGUGAUCAAUGAUACUGGGUUGUACUUUGUGUAUUCCAAAGUGUACUUCAGGGGUCAGUCCUGCAACAACCAGCCCCUGAACCACAAGGUCUAUAUGAGGAACUCUAAGUAUCCCCAGGACCUGGUGCUGAUGGAGGGGAAGAUAAUGAACUACUGCACUACUGGCCAGAUGUGGGCCCGCAGCAGCUACCUGGGAGCGGUAUUCAAUCUCACCAGUGCUGACCAUUUAUAUGUCAAUGUAUCUGAACUGUCUCUGGUCAGUUUUGAGGAAUCUAAGACAUUUUUUGGCUUAUAUAAGCUCUAAGAAAAGCACUUUGGGAUUCUCUCCAUGUGGUUCCUUGUUACAGGCACUGAAAAUAUGGUCUUGAAUGAGAGUCUUCUUAAGCCCACUUAAGGUCAAGUGAGAAGACAUGAGCCAAGAGUUAUCUUGAGACCACAGGGUCCAGCAGGUCUACAGUUCCUCAUCUCAUGAGCCAGACAGGAGGGGGAGUACGACCGAAGAGCAUGAGACUCUGCGCUGCCAUGCAAAGAUGCAGAGGCAGGAAGAAGCAGCUACCAGGCUGUCCUACACUCAUUUAAAGUGUUCAAGAGCAUUUUGGCACAUUGAAAAGGACACCUGUUAACUCACCUCUUGGGGUGGGUCUACUAUCUACCUCAGGGGAGGCUGUCUUUCAGAUAUAUGGAUGUGACAUGAGUGUAUAAAGGAUGGAAAAAGAGGACUAGGCUUGCAUGAUAAGCUAAAGAGACCAAAAGGCCAGUGUCCCAUUGGAAGCAUCUUUACUUCUAAAGGCACAGCCUGAGCCACCAGGUGAUGCUAACAAAGAAGCAAGGGGGAUCUUUUGGGAAGUUGCUCCUUUCCCCACACAGCAUGUAUAUUUCCAGUGCAAUUUUAGUUGUGUGUGUGUGUGUGUGUGUGUGUGUGUGUGUGCAUCUGCACUCACAUGCAUGUGACUGGAAGAGUUACAUAAGAAGAGACAAUGUGGAGAUUGUGAAGGAUAUGUUUGGAAAACAUGGGUUGCAUUUAGUGGUAGAUUUUGAAUACUUCUUGGCAACUGACUCAGUUGUCCUCAAAAUAGUCCUCAAGACUCUUUGAUUGUCAGCUGUUGAUGUUAUUUUCCUAUAAUAUAAUCAGUAUUUAUAUACACUUUGCAUAUUUUAAUAAAAAGAAUACUUGUAAUAAAAAUUAUAUUUUAGAAUACAGGUCAACAUUAUGAAUGUACUUUUUGGAAAUCACUAAAUUUUUUUCCUCCUUAUUUCUUUCCUCCAUGGCUUCUUCACUCCUUUUGCCUUAAGGCCACGUUAAGAAGAACUCACUAGAGUGGGAACUGUGAAGCAAAUCCAUCAUUGCUAGACACCACUCUCCCCCAGUCUCUUUCCAUUAUCCAGAGUUUUUAUUACCUAUAUCAUUGCCAAUGUUAAGCUCACCCAACUUUCAACAGAGUUGAUGAUAACUUCACCCACGCUCCUGCUGGAGCAGAGCCAUAGCAUAGUGGAAAGGGCACAGACUUUGGACUGAAAAACUUGAACUUGAAUCUUUGUGCCUUUACUUUCUAAAUGCAAUCACUGGGUGAGUCACUUGACUUCUCUUGGACAAAAGUGACUAAUAUGUAUAUAAAGUAUCUGGUAUAUGGCAUCUAUCUAAAAAAAUGGCACCUAUCAUUUUAGUAAGCAAUACGAGAGGCACUUCAUGCUCCAGAAGAAGCCACUGACCUGAGGCAUCCAUCUAAAUACCUGGUUUCUUAGAUUCUCCUGUUCUUCAGUCACAAUGACCUUUUCCUGUUUUUUUCAACUACUCACUACCACAGGCCUUCCCCCCACUUUGUCUUUGUUAAAAAUUAUGGCAUAUCCUUUACAAUUUGAUUUCAGACAUCCUAUUGUCACAUCAUCUCCUAUUAUUCCAGCUCAAUUGCUCCAACAUUUUUUCUCCUAAAUUGUGUCUAUUUUUAUCACAUUGAGACCUCUGAUAAACUCUAGCAUUUCCUUACGUAGCCAUCAGCUCCUUCUUUAUCUUCAUUACUCUCUCUGACAAACUUAGCGUUUACCCUCUGUCAUUACAAUCAGUAUUUUGGAAAAUUUCUCAAUUCCAGCAUAUUCUGUGUCCUUCACUGUUUUCCCCUUGCAAAAAUCCCAUUUCCUUUAAGCUGGCAUCCUACAAGCUGGAUGUUGCUAGAGAAAAAUUACCCAAACAGACAGGCUGGUUUCAGUUUGUUUUUAUCUAUCAUCUACUUAUAUCGAUUACUCUUUAUCACUGAUUUAUUUCUAUCUUUUGGUUGAUUUGAAUAUGUAAUACAUAUACAUAGUACAAAUUUUAAAAGGCAUGCAAAAAUAUAGGACAGUAAGUCCUCUUUUCACUCUGUCCCAUGGCCCCAUUUCUGCUCACAGAGACUAUCACUGUCUCCUUAUGUAGCUUUCCAGAGAUGGUCUAUAUGUAUGACAUCAAUUUACAUGUGGGUUUCCCAACGUUGGUUGUAUUGACAUUCUGAGCUGGAUAAUUCUUUGUUGUGGAGGCUGUCCUGUGCACUGUAGUAAGUUUAGCAGUAUCCCUGCCUUCUAUCCACUAGGUGCUCGUCACAUUGUUCCCUUCUCCUGUGUGAUAACCAAGAGUAUCUCUAGGCAUUGCCAGAUGUGCCCAGGCUGGGGAUGGGAAGACAAAAAUCAGACCUACUUGAGAAACCCAGCUUCACAUUAGUGAUCGCAGAUCUCAAAUGGACAUUCAACACUGCCUACUACUUUUUCUUCAGUUCCCUGCCAACCAUGUUUUUCCACUGUUUGAGACAGUGACGUCAUAUCUUUUCCUCUUGCAAACCCACCAUAUCCCCUCCUCCCACUAUGGAACCUCACUUACACCACCAGAACACAAAUCUACCCACAUCUGCAUGAUCUCUUUCUUUUAUCCUUCUAGUGGAGGAAGAUGACCAUGUCUUCAUUUGUGCACUAGAUCCAUUUCUAUUCCCUUACUUUGCCUCUUUAAAAUUGUUCUUCUCUCUUCUGGAUCCUCCAACCAUCUCUGUCUAUGAAAUGAUUUCCAUCAGCAUGGACAUAUGUUCAAAUACCCUUUUUCAAUAAAAGACAACUCAGCCCAAACCAAAAAAAUCCCAAACCUUUCUUUACCUUUCCUUUUCUCCAGUGAUGGCUGCAUUUCUCAUUUUCCUGGUAGAGACAAACAUCUGAGAAGGUUGUCUCCACACACAUGGGCUCCAUUUCCUUAGCCAGGAAUGGUCUUCUUCAGGCUCCCCAUAUGGCUGGCUUCUUCCUAUCUUUCAGACCUUAGUUUAAAUGUCACCUCCUCAGAUCAUUUUUGCAGCCUCCUCUCUUUCUUAUUAUUUUAUUUCUCUUCAGUUCCUUCUUAGUAACUAGCAUAACUUGUGGUUAUAUUAUUUAUUUGACCACCUAAAAGCAUCUGUUUUUCCACUAAAAUAAAAGUUCCUCAAACAAGACCUUUUCUGCUUUGUUUACCACUGUAUUUUCAUCACCAAAUCCCGUGCUUGGCAUGUAUUAGGAGCUCAAUAAAUAUCUGUUGACUGGAUAACCUUAAUUAUAAAACAAAUGUUUCUCAGUUUGUGGUAUGUGUGUAUGUUUCUCAGAGUAGUGAAUAUAUUCACCACUAGUCAUAGUAUUGCCUCAUGAAUGUAUGUGAGUGUUUAUCCAGCUUUGAGUAGAUUAUCUAAUGGGAAUUUGAGGCUACAGAUGGAAAAAAAAAAACCUGUGCAUCCUAAUUCUUAGCACUGGAAAACAAGAAAAAUCUAUUUGGUGUCUGGCAUUACCAGGAGUUAUUCAGGAUAUUGUUGAGGGAACCUGCUGGGUAACUAGAGCUGAACUUGUCACUUAGAAGAUAUUCAAUAAAUAUUUGUUGAAUAAAUUAAUUAACAAAACCAAAGGUCCAGGCCGGAGUGUGUCACCUGCUCUCUUUAAAACUCUUCUGUUGAUUCAUCUGCUUCCUGACCAGGUGCCUCAUAAAGUCAAGGAGGUAUUCACCCUUCUUUUGGCUGCUUGUCUGUAUUCCUCGCCCUCACAAUGAAAUCCACCUCAUCCUUUUUCUCCUCUUUUGGCUCCAACCAUUAAGUAUACCAGUUCUAAGGGU
Molecule: messenger RNA, 4799 nt
Organism: Ailuropoda melanoleuca (giant panda)
Lineage: Eukaryota; Metazoa; Chordata; Mammalia; Carnivora; Ursidae
Gene: FASLG
Product: Fas ligand
Exons: 5
Coding region: 189-1022 (277 amino acids)
Biological process (GO): extrinsic apoptotic signaling pathway via death domain receptors; immune response; apoptotic process
Cellular component (GO): membrane
Molecular function (GO): tumor necrosis factor receptor binding
Source: RefSeq, a predicted model, not a curated record